AUGGCUCAGUUACAAGCGAUCUCUUCGUGUUCGUCUACCAAUCUUCUUUUCCGUGGCUCUAAAAGAGAUUCAGCUGGUAUUGGCCACAAAUUUCUGUGCCCCAGAAAAGUAGCUCCACAACAAGAGCUAGGGGUGAAGGCCAGUGAAUUUCAUGGCCCAGCUGUCGUCCAAAAAGCAGCCAACUUUGGCUUCAACCAUGGCAAUCAUGCUAUUCGAGCAGUUUUAGCUAGUGAUAAGGAGGCAUCAACUUCCAGUGGUGUGGAUGAAAAAGUUUUGCGUAAAAAGUUGGACAAAGUGGUCCUUGCCUACAGUGGUGGUUUAGAUACUUCUGUAAUUGUUCCUUGGCUCAGGGAGAACUAUGGUUGCGAGGUUGUUUGCUUCACUGCCGAUGUUGGUCAAGGCUUGCAAGAAUUGGAAGGUUUGGAACAAAAGGCCAAGGCUAGUGGGGCAUGCCAACUAGUUGUAAAGGAUUUGAAAGAGGAAUUUGUGAAAGAUUUUAUCUUUCCUUGCUUACGAGCUGGUGCCAUCUAUGAGAGAAAGUACUUGCUCGGGACUUCAAUGGCUCGUCCAGUUAUUGCAAAGGCUAUGGUUGAUGUUGCAAAAGAGGUUGGAGCUGAUGCAGUUUCACAUGGUUGCACGGGGAAAGGAAAUGAUCAAGUUCGGUUUGAGCUCACAUUCUUUGCUCUGAAUCCAGAUCUCAGCGUGGUUGCUCCUUGGAGGGAAUGGGAAAUAACUGGAAGAGAAGAUGCCAUUGAGUAUGCUAAAAAGCAUAAUGUGCCUGUUCCUGUGACCAAGAAAUCCAUUUAUAGCCGUGAUAGGAAUCUGUGGCAUCUCAGUCAUGAGGGUGAUAUUUUGGAGGACCCAGCAAACGAGCCAAAGGAGGACAUGUACAUGAUGAGCGUGGACCCAAAAGAAGCACCCGACCAACCCGAGUACCUAAAAAUCGGCAUAGUUGAAGGCAUUCCUGUCUCGGUCAACGGUAAAGAACUUUCUCCUGCAACCCUCCUCUCAGAGCUCAACGAAAUAGGUGGGAAGCACGGUAUAGGGCGAAUUGAUAUGGUGGAAAAUCGGCUCGUGGGCGUGAAGAGUCGUGGGGUCUAUGAGACCCCCGGUGGGACCAUUCUCUUUGCUGCAGCCCGUGAGCUCGAGUCCCUCACGCUCGACCGUGAGACAAUGCAGGUAAAAGACUCUCUUGCCCUUAAGUAUGCUGAGCUGGUUUAUGCGGGUCGAUGGUUCGACCCGCUCCGCGAGUCCAUGGAUGCUUUUAUGAAGGAAAUCACAAAGACCACGACUGGGUCAGUGACCCUUAAACUUUAUAAGGGGUCGGUUAGUGUUGCGGGCCGAGAAAGCCCGUAUAGUCUUUAUAGGGAGGAUAUUUCGUCAUUUGAGACGGGGGAGAUUUACAAUCAGGCUGAUGCGGCUGGUUUUAUCCGCCUUUAUGGGCUGCCGAUGAGAGUUCGGGCUAUGCUCGAGAAAGGGAUCUGA
This is a messenger RNA of Striga hermonthica, 1485 nucleotides long. The record is from the annotation of a GenBank genome assembly. NCBI's taxonomy places the organism in Eukaryota, Viridiplantae, Streptophyta, Magnoliopsida, Lamiales, Orobanchaceae.